Molecule: messenger RNA, 1702 nt
Organism: Argentina anserina (silverweed cinquefoil)
Lineage: Eukaryota; Viridiplantae; Streptophyta; Magnoliopsida; Rosales; Rosaceae
Product: SHUGOSHIN 2
Exons: 14
Coding region: 134-1516 (460 amino acids)
Biological process (GO): maintenance of meiotic sister chromatid cohesion; meiotic sister chromatid segregation
Cellular component (GO): nucleus; chromosome, centromeric region
Source: RefSeq, a predicted model, not a curated record
UUCAAAUUAGGGUUUCUCUCCAUCUUCGCUAAAUUUUAUACCUUCAAAUUCACUCUCUUUUUCCUACUAAUCCCCCAAUUCCCGAUUCUGGGUCUUCAAUUUUGGGGCUUGAUUCGUAUGAGAGGCGCGGGGAAUGGCCACACGAACGUCUCUCAGCACCGUGGCCCGGCAGAAGCUCGCUGACGUCACCAACUUGCCGGGUCCUCCUCCGAGAAAUGAAAACGUCGCCGAGGUUCCCAUGGGUGAUAAGGACCGUGUUGAACAGCUCACUAGGGAAAGAAUGGCUCUGUUUAAGCUCGUCACCGAAAGAAAUAAAAUCAUUGAACUGAGUGGCGCCGAGUUGCAGAAGCUGCGAGUUAGUGUUCAGAAGUUGCAGCUACAGAAUUGGAAUCUUGCCCGAUCAAAUAGCCAGAUGUUAGCGGAGCUUAAUUCAAGAAGAGAUGCGGUAAAAACGCUGCAGCAUGAACUUCUAUGCAAGGAGGCUUUACUUAAGGCAAAGAAUUUUGAAAUGCAGGAAAAUUUAGAGAUAAACUGUCAAAAAGCUGGGUCUAAGUUCAAGGAAGCAGAUGAGGCAACUUUGCAUGAAGCUGAUGAUGACAAACCACGUAUUGGCAACAAGAGGCAUGCAACAAGAAGUCAAUCUGUGGGUGUUUCUACUAAAUUCCAAAAGGUCGAAAAAUCUCUCACUCAACAAGGAAAAGAAGAGAUGAAAUGUCAAACUACUGCGUGCCAGCUCAUCAAAGGAGAGGAGCCAGCUUUGCAGGACACUACUAAGGAUGAAAACCAAUGUGUUGGCAACAAGGCGCAUGCAACAAGAAGUCAAUCUCUGGGUUCUUCCAUUAAAUUCCAAAAGGUCGAACAGUCUCUCACCCAACAAGGAAAAGAAGAGAUAACAUGUCAAACUACUGGCUGCCAGCUCAAAGGAGAGGAGCCAGCUUUGCGGGACAGUACUAAGGAUGAAAACCGAUGUGUUGGCAACAAAAGGCGUGCUACAAGAAGUCAAUCUUUGGGUGCUUCUACUGCAUGCCAAAACAUUGAACAGAAAGAUAAGGUCGAAAAUAAAAGGCGGAGUUUGAGGAGGCAGUCUUCUAGAUUUAAAUCCCAUGAGGAAGAACAGAUGGAUAAUUUGUUUGAGAUAGAAGAAGCCAAAUUUCCAGAAAAUUCAAUGCUUGAGGAUGAUCCCAUUCCCUCCAUUUCAUCUAUCAAGCCAGAAGAGAAAGAAGAUAGCUGUGCUACAAAGAGUGGAGUAUCCCAAAGAUCCCCAAUUGGAAGACCAUUGUGCAAGGCAGUUAAGAAGGAUACCAAAUUUGCAGAAACGUUCAUCCCUAAUGGUGAUCCCGCUCCUUUAAUUUUGUCUACCAGUAAAGAUAAAGCAGAAAUCAGUGCCCCAAAGAGUGAAGGAGUAUCACAAAGAUGUUCAAUUGGACGACCAUUGCGGAGGGCAGUUGAGAAGGUUCAGUCCUACAAAGAACCUCCACUCAAAAUAAAAAUGCGAAGAAUAGAAUUACCAGCAUAAGAAAAUUAUCAUCAGGAAUGGAAGGUCUAAAGAAUUAAAGGAGCAAGUUGGAUAUGGGGCAGCUUAUGAAUUCUAUCUGGAUUAUGCAAUUAAGGUAUAUUAAAACUCAUGUAGCCUAUGAAUUCUAUCUGGAUUAUGCAAUUAAGGUAUAUUAAAACUCAUGUAGUUAUGUCAAUUGCAAAACAU